CAGGCUAGUUGCAGAAGGCAUGGGUGCAGGUGAAAGGAAAAGAGAGGGAGGGAACGCACACGGAGAGAAGGAGGAGGAGAAAGCUAAUAGAAACCAAAGAUGACUGUGAGUGAAACAAAAUGGAUCCAACCAAGCCCAGCCUUUCCUCAAAGGCACCGUAUGUAAACAACGGUCGAGGAAAUGAGCCUCUGAUGGAGGACGCCUCGGGGCCGUGGAGGGACGCUGUGGACGGGGAGAGGCAGAGGGACGCAGACACCAGAGAGCCAGAUGUGGAUGUGACAACAGCAGCUGCAGAGAUCAACCAGCACCACAGGGGGUCGGCAGACAAAAACAAGUUCAACACACUCGGAUAUCAGAGGCGGACCAAGCAGAAAGUGGUGACUGACUUUGCCACAUUGAGUAAAGGAGCUUCUGCAGGAGCCAAACCCCGAGCAACACUGAGUAAAGUCCUGUUCAGCCAGGGAGUGUCGGAGAAGAACCCCGAGGGUCAGCUGGACGGGUUGAAGCAGGCUCUCGGGGCCUUCGCUGUGCCGCUCGAUCUGAAGUGGAGAUGGAAGGAGGAGAGUCAGGGAACCACGCUGGAGAAAAACUGGACAGAUACAGUGCACUCUCACUCAACCAUGUCGAAGAUGCAGAGACACCAGCAGGAGGCGCUGUGGGAGUUCGUCCACACUGAGCUCACCUACAUCAACAAGCUCAUCAUCAUCAAAGACGUGGUUAUCGCAGCUCUUUCCUACCUGCAGCAGAAUGGAUUCCUCCCUGAGGUGACGCCCGCGCUGCUCUUCUCAAACCUCUCCUCCGUCCUCACCGCCCACCAGCUGUUGUGGGAGGAGGUGAUUUACCCGAUGCUGCAGGAAGUCCGGAGGACAGGGAAGCCCUUUGACCCCCUGAUGUUAGAGGCCGGCUGCCUGCAGUUCCCUGAGCGCUUCAACUCCUACCAUCACUACUGUUGGGAGGAGGAAAACAACCUGGAGUUCACCCGCAGACAGAUGGAGAGCAGCCCACAUUUCGUCACUUUCGUCCAGUGGGUGGAGACUCACCCGAAGUGUGAGCGGAUGCGUCUCGGGGACAUGCAGGCCAAACCCCACCAGAGGAUCACCAAGUAUCCACUGCUGCUCAAAGCCGUGCUGAAGAACACACAGGACCCUCAUGUGCAGCACACACUCAGGGGCAUGCUCUCCGGUCUUAACACUUUCUUGGAGAGCAUCAAUGACUACCUGAAGCUGAAAGACGAGGAACUAGCUCUCACCAUCUCCGCUCAGCGGGUGGAGGGAUACGAGGUGGAGGGAAUAAAUGAAGACAUAGACAAGCACGUCCAAAAGAUCUGCCAGUUUGACCUCACGUGCCCCAUCAGAGGCGUCAGUCCUCAGGUCGUACGUAAGCUGCUGCUGGAGGAUAACCUGAAGAUUCGGGGGAGAAAAGACAGCAAGCUGGAAGUGGUGGCUCUGCUUUUCUCCGAUGUGCUUCUCAUGACCAAAGUCCAGAAGAAGGGCGAGCGUCUGAAGGUCGUUCGUCCUCCUCUGGCCCUCGACAGAACGCACUGCAUAGCACUGAAAGACGGCUGUUCAUUCGUCCUGGUGGAGGUGGGCGAGCUUCGCAGCGCUAUGAACGUCUACUUGUUUGCAGCCAGCACCUCAGAGCGCCGCUCCACGUGGGUCUCCACCAUCGAGCAGGCGAAGGAAACUCUAAAGACCCUGAGGCAGACAGAGAGCAAAAGACAGCAGCAGAACUGGAAAAUCCGGCUGCAGGAAGCCAGACCUGGCACCGAUGUCAAGACGGAGGAUUCGGAGACGGAGGAACCACCUCUUACGAAAUCAAAAAGAGAGUCUCUUGUGGAGGAACUGACUCAGAAACUCGUUAUCCCUCGUGCAAUAAACGGGAUCGUGGCGUCUAAAGAAGCGGACGAUGAUGAGGUCGAUCCUGUUGGAUCUUUUUUGCACCCCCAGCCCAAAGACAAUAAAAGUAAAAUUGUGAGUAAGGGCGUCGCUAGUCGGCAAAAGACAGUCAAAGAAUAUGAAUGGAUAGAAAUGGGAGAGAGAGGAGAAGGGGACAUGAUGCACACUAAAGACGAGGACAGAAUAACUGAGUCUGCAAUGACAACAGAGCAAAGGACGAUCUGGAACCAGAGGGCGCACUCCGCACCUAAUCUGGAUCAUUUCAAUCACAUUGCUGCAGCGCAACCGUUUAGAUACAACCCAAAUGGACCACGUGUCAUCUCGUAUCCGGAUGUUGACUACCCAAUGGACGAAGAAAGUACUUUACAACUUCCUAACCAACCAGUCAUAUCCAGGGAGGGGCUUGAGGUUUUAAGAGGACCAGGAGAGAGAGGAAUAUCAACAAGGAGAGACUCAGAUUCCCAGUCUGUGAACCAGGACUCAAGACGAAGUUCCUACAGCCAGUCUGGAGACGUGGAGACACCUACAGAGGCUUGGGGUUUCACCAAAAAUUUAAAAUCACCGGGGUUGCGCAGGAAGAGGCCGAUCGCUACCAAUCACACCUCCUCUACUCAGACGUCUGGGCAGAAAAACAACGACUUUUUCUCAGACUCAAGAGCCUCCCUGAAGAGAAACUCUCACCCGUCUUCCGACGAUUCACACCGGGUGCUAAAGCUGGGCUCCCUGAAGCCCAACCAAGGCAUGUUUUGGAGCAAGUAUGAUAGAGUCUCUCCAGACCCCCAAACACUGUCUGAAUCCGAGCUCCCCGAUCACAAAAUCCAUAGAAGAGUGAAAACCCAAAGGAGUGCAUCCAUUCCCAACAUCAUCAUCGAAGGAGUACACGGACUUCCCUUUAACCACGGCAGUCCGUACUCCCAAAUAAAGGAUGUGCCGUUGAGAGAGAAUCCAAACGGACACUUCUCGCCUCUGGAGGGGCUUUUGGUUAGAGCCAAAGAGCGAGAUGGAUUAAAGAAAAACAGAGAUGUGCAAAAGACUAAUUCGAGGGGAAAGUAUCCUCCUCGAUCCCCCUCUGUGUCUUCAACGGCGUCACCAUCGCCUGCUCCCAGUGACGGAGACAGAGAAUCAGAGUGGGAGGAGGAGGUGGAGCUGAUGAGACACCGAGCGCUGACCGUGAGUAAAGGCUGGAAGGAGCAGCUGGUGGACGGGGAUGAAGAAGACAAGACCAACAGUGUCAUCUUUCAAGACGGAGUAAAUGUGGACUGGUCCGGGUGGUGCUUUGACGAUGAUGAAGUCAUGGAUCAUUUACACCCUGAAGGGGAGGGUUUCCUGGAGGGCAUCAACCGAUCGUUGGUCUCCCUGGAUAUCCGAGGAAUUUUAGAACAAGACGACGGGGAGUGUAGUCACGUGUAGCGCUAAGAAUCAGCGCCUUUUUUACAUGGAGGAAAAGCUGGAGCACGUAGAAUAGGAUCCAUAUGUCGAGUAAACUUCUAUUUCUCACAAAGGUCUUCCGUCUGUAAUGCGUGCACUUAAACAUUCUGUAAUUAAUGUAAAAUAAUGUCAUAUAUUUCAUAUUCUGUUCAUAUGCUGUUUAUAUACUGUGUAAAUAUAAUGAAACAUACUUUUUUAUAAAUGCCUGUAUAUAUUAUUUAUAUCAGGGAUAAUGUUCCCUUUUUCCUUGACCUUUCAGAUUGUUUAUAAUGUAACAAAUAAACCAGUAUUUCUGUUAAAUAA
Molecule: messenger RNA, 3626 nt
Organism: Eleginops maclovinus (Patagonian blennie)
Lineage: Eukaryota; Metazoa; Chordata; Actinopteri; Perciformes; Eleginopidae
Gene: plekhg6
Product: pleckstrin homology domain containing, family G (with RhoGef domain) member 6
Exons: 15
Coding region: 120-3305 (1061 amino acids)
Biological process (GO): Rho protein signal transduction; endothelial cell migration
Cellular component (GO): plasma membrane; endocytic vesicle; axon
Molecular function (GO): guanyl-nucleotide exchange factor activity
Source: RefSeq, a predicted model, not a curated record